UUAAUACCUAUUCCAGAGGCUCCCCUACCGGUUGAAAACUGUACUGUGUUUAACAGGACGGAAGAGAUGAUACUAGUAGAAUGUCUGGAAGGAUUUAACGGUGGACUGGAUCAAACAUUUAUCAUGGAAGUGUACACUGAAGAAACUAAGACUCUUUAUGCUAAGGUUUCUUCUCAAGUUCCGAUCUUUCUGGUGAAUGGAUUAACUCAAGGAACAGUUUUCUUGCUAUUGAUUUAUGCGGUGAAUCGUAAAGGUCGAAGUUCGGUGGUCCAACUUUCAACCAGCACUGUACGACAAGCAGAGAAGUUAACCAGAGAAAGAGCAGGAACGUUUGUUUUCAACCCAGUAUUAACAGUAUUUAUCACUAUGACGAUAGCCUUGAUCACAGUGAUUUUCAUCCUGGUUGUUGUAGUGAAGAUAAGGAAGAGAGCCAUGUUGAAAGCAUCUCAACAAAAGGAGGACAGGAAAGUCAAGUCUGAAACCCCAUUGCAGAAGCCCGUGGAAGAUGUGGAUGAUGGUCCAGAUAUUAUACCAGCCAAAAUCUUGAACAGGAAACUCUUAUUAUGUGGGAAGCCAUCUUACUGUUUUAUUUCACGAUCAAAAGACAUGAAUUAUUUCAAUAACAAAGUUGAGAAAGAAAAAAGGAUCAACAGAAUAUUAGAUAAAAAGAGCAUUGUUAUCGAUGUACCUUUAAUAGCCAAAGUUUUAUUUUGAAAUUUCGGUGAUAAGUACUGGAAAGAAAUCUAAUGUCAAUGCAUCUAUUGGGAUUAUGGCCGAAAUUGUCGAUAAUAGCGAGAGUUAUUAACUGGUGUGUCAGUAUAAGUUUUUGCUUUAGACAUUGAUUUAAUAUUAGUUUUAUUAGCAUUUACGAUUCAAAAUAUAAAUAAAAAAGCUAACCUUUGUGUCUGUUGGUUAACCCAUCAUGUACGAUUUUUUCACAGAAUCUGAAUUCGAGAUUAGUUAAGGAACAUAAAAUCGAAAUAAAAAUUUAAAAACUUAAAACUUUUGAAAUCCCUAAAGAAGAACGGUUGAGUUGUUCUAAACACGUAGAAUAUUAAAUGUUAAUUUUUAUUAUAUAUAUAUAUAUAUAUAUAUUCUGUGAGUUAUUCUAAUAGUGAAUUGAAAUUGAGCAAAAAAUUUAUACAUGUUGUAUAUUUUGUUCACGAUAUAAUUUUACAACAACCGUU
Molecule: messenger RNA, 1187 nt
Organism: Limulus polyphemus (Atlantic horseshoe crab)
Lineage: Eukaryota; Metazoa; Arthropoda; Merostomata; Xiphosura; Limulidae
Exons: 5
Coding region: 67-714 (215 amino acids)
Molecular function (GO): protein binding
Source: RefSeq, a predicted model, not a curated record